UAAGAAUAUUUGUUUAAUAUAUUUUCGUACAUUUCUAGAUAUUUAACAAAAAUUUCAAUAUAUAUUAUAAGGUACUUGAAGUUCUUUUCUUAAUUCCACUAUUAUAUUACUACUUACAAAAGAACAGGAAAAAGAAAUUAUGUACAAAUUUAGACGUACAAAUUUUCUAUUCCAAUCUUUGUUUUCUAAAUUAGUGAGUUCUAUCCAAAAGUUCAACAUCACGCACGUUUAUUUAUAAGGAAAAAAGGUCUUACUAAUUAGUGGAAUGUGCUCAAUCAAUAUGUAUUACAUUAGCAUCACAGAAGUGGACGUGAAUCAAGUAAAAGCGAGGAAUCACGCCUUCUGUGGUCCGUUUGAUCAUGAUCGUUUGACGAUGGCACCAAAGAGACCUCAAGAACCUCCCUGAUGACAAGCGAGACCGUUGGAAACAAGAGGUGUAGACGGAGCGAUCUCUUCGAAGAGGUGCGUCGUACCAAGAAAUCGGUACAUUUAUAGCGAUCGUCUUACGUAGUCAGCGUACGUAUCAUAUAAUUAUCUGAAUAACGUAAAUUGCUGUCUCAUAUUAUUGAUAAUUUGUAAAUAUCGCUGGUAUUAACGCAUUGAAUAUUAGAGACCAUCAAUGUUAUUGACAUGUGACGUAUAAAAUACAAUCACGAAUAAGAAGUAAUAAAUUAUAAGUAGCAUCAUUAUCGUUACUGCUAUUUUUUUAUAAUGAUGAUUUGGUAAUGGUAAUUUGUUAAAAGAGACUACAUCUAAUGUUAUAGAAAAUUUAUAUAAAAAAUUGUAACAUUAUCAAAUCACUAUUAUAAAAAAAAGUAAUGAUUUACUUGUAACGCAUAACUUUUCUAGAUACAAUUAAUUAUAAUAUACAAAUUGACAAUAUUAUAUCAAUAAUGUAAUAUUAAUUAAAAGACCAAAUAAAUGUACGUAUCAAAAUUGCAGUUAUCAAUUACAGUAAUGCAUUUACAACCUUUAAUUCGUUUUUCUAAUGAGACAAAUCCCAAGAGAAACCCGUGCGACAACUAACAAUACAGUUAACACGUUAAUAAAUAACAAUAGAGGAAAAAACAGAUAAUGAUAAUAGAGAUAAAUUUUGACGUAGCUAAUUAUCAACAUAAAGUACAUAAUGUCACUAAGUGCUAUUGACAUUGGUAACAUUGACGACAACAUUAUCCAUCGUAAAUCGAAAUUAAUGUUUUAUCUUCCGUACCACUAUAUACCAAACUUAUGAUAUACAGGGUGAAUCAAACAUUCGUGACCAUUAGUAACCUAAAUUCACAAAGUGUUUUUGAACAACGUUUGCCGAUAAUAUUGGCGGAACCGUGUUGAACGGCGGUGCUCUCCCUUAAAUGAUCUCUAUAAUGCGACCGCGUCGCGGUAGAUUACAGGCAAUUACACCCGUCGUUCAGACGAAUCGUAUCCACGUAGUUGGAGGUCGGUACGGGUUAUUUGGCGUCCCCGAGGGCAGUCCUAUGCAAUCCGGGAACUUCAAUAUUUGGUAUAGGUAUACCUCUGUAUACCGUCGGGAUAGUCUUCGAACUGGUUUCCCCGUGUACGGCUUGAUGACGUGCAAAUUGGGUUACUCGCCCACGGGAAUCGCAUAAUUGAAUUUCGUCAGGUGUGCUUAUUAUCGAGCACACCUUCCAGUCGAGCGCCGCGCGAUAGAAUCGAGAUUUUCGGUGCCCGAUCGCAUUAUCCUUUCCUAGUCGAAACGCAAUGGGCAACGAGUAGAUCAAUACGUCACCUUAGGUAAGACUUGCCACGUGCAUUUGUUGGCAUAGCACAUUUACACAGGCUUAUCGCAGAAUUCGUGGAAGCAAAUUUUCAAUUUAUCCUUGAUUAUCUUAAUUAAUAUUGGUAUCAUAAAUUAGUAUCAUCAUAAAACGUCUAGGAGCACAAUCGUGUUAAAUAAGGAACCAAUUUUCAGUCUCAUCAUAAAAGAACAUAAGAAAUCUGAUGUAUAUUUUUAAUAAUUAUUUAAGAGCUUGUAAAGUAAAGCUUGUUUUUUUUUAUACCGGCCUGUUGGCGCGCUACACGAGUCUCCACUUUGUAAGUUCCUUCUGCGCAGGAAGUCCCAUGUAAUUCACUAGCGCUGCUUGUAGCAAUAUACCGCCUUCAUCUACCUAGGAAACGUUCCUCCAGCCUGUUCGUACUCGCUCAGGAAAUAUACUAGACGAAAUAUACUGUAGACACGUUCGCCCCUACCUGUCUCACGAGCAGUAGCGGAUAAACAAAAUAAAACUUUCAACUUAACUCCGAAUUUAUGCAAUGCCUCUAACAUCUUUUCGUAAAAUUAUAAAUAUUUAUUUGACAAGCACAAACAAAAAUGGGAAUACAUCUGUAAUCCCAAGUUCGUUUUUAUCGAUCACGCGGUGCCAAAAUGAACAAUAUACGAAAUAAGAGCGCUGUGUGUGUUAAAUGAGUUGCCGAAAUGGAAAUGAGUAAGUAGUGUCAACAACUUUGCUGCCGAGAAUCAACAAUUGCGAUAAGUAAGACGCCGGCUGUGAGCAGACGCGCGCCGAAUCAUGCGAUGCAAGCGAUAGCGCGGAAGGCUGCGCGUGCUUGCAUAAUAAUAAGAAUUGACUUAUUGUAUUAAAGUCCCUAAUUACGCAGCGUACUGCACAUAAUGGACGUUUCUCGAAAGCUCCGGGCGACCGAGGGAUAACGACCACAUCCCGUUUCCCGGCAUGCGCUCAGCAGGAGCGACCGAAGCUGGAGCUCGCGAAGAAGGAAGAAUGAGAUAGGUGUGAAAGUAGCAGUGUCAGGGGUCAUAAAUUUGUCAACGGUAGAUAAUGCGAUGUAAACAGCGGAGCAAGCGUUCUCCUCAUUCACUUCUGCCGCCCCGUCAGUAAAGAGAGAGGCCACGCGACGCAACGCGAAAUACUUCGCGGCGCAAGAACCGGGAGUUCCGAGACUACGUUUCGAAAGCUAUUAUCCUCCGGCUGUAAGAGACCAGGGAGGACGGCAGUACCCUUUCGUGUGACAUAACUCUAUUUUGUUCCAUUUAAGUUGGCUCUCGGCUUCCAUGGGUUUCGGCGUCGCUCGCUCUAACGUCGCCCGGAAUAUCGCCGUUCUGAAAUUCGCACAUCACGAGCACGCAACAGUUUUCGUCCCCGCUGAAUCAACGCAAUCUGUUAACGAUUUUAGCGUAUGUCCCAAUAUUUGUCCUCAGCGAGACGUGAGUUCUUCCCGAUGAUACACGUGUAACACCGUAACAAAUUCGAAGUAAAAAUGACAAAAACAUUCGAAGCUUUACUUCAAUUGUGGCCUCAAUGGUUUGCAAGUGUAAUAGUAACUCUAUUGAGCAUCAGUAUUGGUCUCGCAAUUGGUUGGACAUCGCCUUAUUUGGCACAACUAACCGGUGAGGACCCGCCGUUUCGUGUAACAUACGAAGAAGGAUCCUGGAUAGCUUCUCUAUUGCCACUCGGACGCCUCUUGGGUGCCGUCAUUGGAUCUCUCCUUUUAGAAUUUAUCGGCAGCAAGAUGUCUGUUCUGUUAACGGGAGUGCCCAUAAUUUUUGGCUGGAUUUGCAUAAUUUGCGCCACUUCUCCCAUGUGGUUGUACGUUUCGAGAAUAUUUUCAGGUAUAUCAACGGGAAUGAUGGUCGGCUGUUAUCCGCUUUACAUCGGUGAAAUUUCGGCACCAUCGAUCCGUGGCGCCUUGGUGUGUCUGAUUCUCAAUGGUUUCCCCAUGGGCACGCUUUUUGGUAAUAUAAUGGGUCCCAAUAUGCCAAUGAUGUAUUUCGGUAUCAUUAGUUUGAUAAUAACGAUAGGCUACUUGAGUAUUUUUCCAUUCCUGCCGCAGUCGCCGUAUUAUUAUGUACGACAUAAUGAUACUAAGAGAGCAGAACAAGCCAUUCGAUGGUAUUACCGAAAACCUGAUGUGAAAAACGAAAUAGAAGGUGUAGAACAUUUCGUGAAGUUGACGCGUGCGAUAAGCAUCAAGGACCGAUGGGAACAGAUAAAAGAGCCGAAAAACCGUCGCUCUUUCAUAAUGAUAAUAUUGCUAUUUAUGUUUAUGCAACUCAGUGGACCAAACACUAUUGUAUUUUACAUGGAGAUUAUUGUGAGGAAGGCAUUGUUCACAUCGAUCAUGCCUUCGACUUUAGUAAUUAUCAUCAGUGCAGUCAGUAUAAUUAUCGGUUGGUUGGGCGCAUUUGCCAUCGAUCGUUGCGGUCGCAGAUUUCUAUUAGCGAUCUCAGCCUUUGGCGUAAUAGUCGGCCAUAUAUUGUUAGGUUUGCAUUUCUUUCUGAUAGAACAUGACUACGAUCCCGGUGAUUUUGAAUGGUUGGUAGUUUUGUCACUAUUGAUGUUUACACUAAUGUGUUUCGGACUCACACCGGUGCCUAGCACAAUGUUGAGCGAACUAUUUCCGUCCGAUCUGAAAAGCGUGGCUGGAUUCGUUGGAAGCAUCACGUCAGCAGUAUUCGCAUUUAUCGCUUCUAGAACGUAUCAGCCGCUAGUAGAUAUAAUCACGGAAAAAUACGUCUUCUGGAUCUAUGCAGUGAUCAUUAUGAUCAGCUUAGUAUAUUCACUCACCGUGGUACCAGAGACAAAAGGAAAGACGUUACAGGAAAUUCAAGACAUGAUAACCGCAAGAAGUGCUACUGAAAGAUCACAACAAGAGACACGCGUUGAAACUGAAAAUACUCAAGCAUAGUAAAUUAUCUAAAACUCUCUCAGAAUAUAGAAUAAUAAUUAUUUGUUGUAUGAAAAAAAUGCAAUGAAAUGGAAAAUGUGUAAUAUACUUUCUUUAAUAUUGUACAUAUUAGUAUAAUUUAUACAAAUAAAUGUAAAAACCUAAAAUUUAUAAUAUAAAAAAGGCUGAUUACAGAUAAUUGAAUAAUAGCAAAAAAAUUUAACAUUAAAUAUGAGUAAUAAUUUUGAAUUGAAAAUUGAAAGAAACUGUCUGAACAAUAAUAGUUUUAAUUUUAGUUAAAUUGUUUUUUUAAAUUUGUUGUUUUGGCUUUUCUAGGUUCUUCGUAUAUAAAAUUUAAAAAUACACGAUAAACUUUAAAAAUAUGAGCAAUAAUAAUCACGUAUAAUAAUAAGUCAAAUUUAAUUUAUAAUAAUUAAUACAUAACACAACGCAUAAAAUACGUUUAUGAUAUUCUUGGUUCAUACAUAUACAAAAAAUUCUUAAUAUUUGAUUAAAAUUAUAUUAUUAGAACAAAUAAAUUAUUUAUUUAUAAUAAAAAUGAUUUAUAAUAAAAAUGAUUCAAAA
This is a messenger RNA of Monomorium pharaonis (pharaoh ant), 5223 nucleotides long. RefSeq names its product facilitated trehalose transporter Tret1. The transcript has 7 exons. NCBI's taxonomy places the organism in Eukaryota, Metazoa, Arthropoda, Insecta, Hymenoptera, Formicidae. Gene Ontology annotation, cellular component: membrane. Gene Ontology annotation, molecular function: transmembrane transporter activity. The record is from RefSeq and is a predicted model, not a curated record. Gene Ontology annotation, biological process: transmembrane transport. The coding region runs from base 3232 to 4659 and encodes 475 amino acids.